UUCCCAGAAGAUUACUCGCCCAUACUUAGAAAGAAAGCUCUGUCUCCAUUAAGAAAAAUAAAAUGGAUCAUACAAUGGCAGGAGAACCAACAUCCAUGGCUUUACCAUCAAACCUACAUCAAGAUCCCAACACUCUCCCAUUAAUGAUCAAGAAGAAGAGGAAUCUCCCAGGAACACCAGAUCCUGAAGCAGAAGUGAUAGCUUUGUCUCCAAAGACUCUGAUGGCUACAAAUCGGUUCUUAUGCGAGAUAUGUGGGAAAGGAUUUCAAAGAGAUCAAAACCUUCAGCUUCACCGAAGAGGGCAUAACCUGCCAUGGAAGCUGAGGCAGAAGAGCAGUAAGGAGCCACGGAAGAGAGUCUACGUCUGUCCUGAGAAAAGCUGCAUUCACCAUAAUCCUUUGAGGGCGCUCGGUGAUCUCACAGGAAUCAAGAAGCACUUUUGCCGUAAGCAUGGUGAGAAGAAGUGGAAGUGCGAUAAGUGCUCAAAGAGAUACGCAGUCCAGUCGGAUUGGAAGGCUCACGCUAAGGUUUGUGGCACAAGAGAGUAUCGCUGCGAUUGUGGAACCAUUUUUUCAAGGAGAGACAGCUUUAUAACCCACAGAGCUUUCUGCGACGCACUGGCGGAGGAAGCCGCCAGGAUCUCAGCAUCUUCCAACAUCAACAAUACUGUUUCCAUAACCAACAUGAUCAAUUACCCGUGCUUUAAUCCAAAUCUAACAAGGCCCGCUUUACAACCUCUCCCAGAAGUUCCUGGUCUCUCGUUUUGGAUGAACCAAGAGUCAAACGAAGCCAUGGCUUAUCCAAAUCUCUCCCCUUAUAGCUCUGGCUUGCUCUCCUCCUGCUCAAACGCCGAGCAACUCGAGAGUCAGUUGAACUGGAUUUAUAAUGAAAGCAAACUCCCAGCUCCAAGCAAUGGAGGAGAGCUUCCUAUUAAGGAACCCUGCAACAAUUCUUCUCUUGGAUGCAUGCCUUUUCUACUUAGUACUCAACGGGAGCACCGGCCGAUGCCGGUGCCGGACAUGUCAGCAACCUCGUUGUUGCAGAAGGCAGCGCAAAUGGGUGUGGUCUCGAGCACUGGCCCUUCCCUUUUGGUGGGCUUUGACAUGAAGUCUACUUUGGUCGGAGAUUUACCGCCACCGCCACAGCCGGCAAUGGCGAGCCUUUACAAUGUUCAUAAGUAUGAUAUCGGCGUCGGAAGAGAUGGAGGAGAGAUCACUAGAGAUUUUUUAGGUGUUGGAGUUCAGGCUCUUUGCCCAUCCUCCGUAAGUGGAUGGAUUUGAGUCAAAGUUAGCUUCGGUUCUCUUAGCUUUCAAAAGAAAAAGUUGAGAGGCAAAGAGUACUAAAAGGAGGGAAGUGGAUAGCUUUGCAAGAACGAGAAAAGGUGGAAUGAGUGGUUAAUGAAAGGUAUUUGCAAGUAUUGAAGUUGGUGAGGUUUUGGAUUUAGGAGUAGGAGAUCCAUGAAUAUUCAUUCUCUCAUGGCUGCUUGAAAGAAAAAAAGAAGCACUUUUUUAGGAUGGUUUUAUGCUUUUGUCAUGUGGAAAAUGGUGUGGGAGAGGAGAAGGAAGCAAGGGAGGAUAUAUCCUUCUGUUUAUCUCUUUUAUUGCCUUGCUUGAUCUUCGAAUGCUAUCAGGUUUAAUUCUCUUAUCAGAGAUCCUUGCAGCAUUAUCAAGUUACUAGAUAGACAAACAUUCCCUUUGGG
Messenger RNA from Dendrobium catenatum, 1699 nucleotides. Its product is annotated as zinc finger protein MAGPIE-like. The transcript has 3 exons. The coding region runs from base 63 to 1280 and encodes 405 amino acids. The record is from RefSeq and is a predicted model, not a curated record. Gene Ontology annotation, cellular component: nucleus. Lineage: Eukaryota; Viridiplantae; Streptophyta; Magnoliopsida; Asparagales; Orchidaceae. Gene Ontology annotation, molecular function: DNA-binding transcription factor activity.